Molecule: messenger RNA, 3992 nt
Organism: Megalobrama amblycephala (Wuchang bream)
Lineage: Eukaryota; Metazoa; Chordata; Actinopteri; Cypriniformes; Xenocyprididae
Gene: tecpr1b
Product: tectonin beta-propeller repeat containing 1b
Exons: 25
Coding region: 162-3542 (1126 amino acids)
Cellular component (GO): membrane
Source: RefSeq, a predicted model, not a curated record
CGCUGACCAAUCAGAGCGAAAAUACCCUUGACUUCCUGCUUUAGGUCUCUGAGCCCUUAGAAUAAUGCUGGGAAUAAUAAUAAACGGACGGGUGGCUGAUGUUUGUAAAGCACGGGAUCGAUGAAGACUCACUGCACAGGCAUUAGACUACAGAGGGGCCGAUGAUGGCCGGGUCGCUGCUGUGGGCGGUGGAUGUGUACGGGCGGGUGUUCAGCCUGUCGACCGCUAGAGGGCGCUGGAGGCUCGCUGCCGAUAUAGUGCUAGAGCUGAAGCGCGUGACGGGCUCUCAACAGUGCUGCUGGGGCAUUGGAUGCGACCAUCAUGUUUAUCUCAAUGUGUAUCCCAGUCGUGUGCCUAUACGCCACCAGGAAGAGACCUAUGAAAACCAGAGAUGGAACCCAGUUGACGGUUACACGGACACACUCCUCCCGACAGACCGCUGGCAGUGGACAGAUGAGUCCGGCUCCAACCCACAGCCUCUUCACAGCUUUGAGCUGCCGUCUGCUAACUGGGAGUGGGAGGGCGACUGGUACGUGGAUGAUGAAAGCUGUGGGAGAGAAUCCACUGAGACUGGGGGGUGGGAGUAUGCAGUGGACUUCCCUGCCACCUUCACCAAAGAGAAGAAGUGGAAUUCAUGUGUCCGUCGCAGGCGAUGGCUUCGCUACAGGAGAUAUAAAGCUCUGGGAUCAUGGGCCAAGGUGCCUUUGGACCGGGGCAGACCUCCGCCAGAGCCCUUCACUGACAUCAGCUGUGGAGGAUGGGACAUGAGUGACAGCCCUGAGAAGCACAUUUACCUGUGGGCCGUGUCCCAACAAGGGAAGCUGUGGUUCCGCUCAGGCAUCAGGCAGCAGAACCCGGAGGGGACGCGCUGGGACGCCAUCCAGGUGCCCAGAGAGGUGGCACAGGUCAGCGCCGGGCCGAAAGACCUGCUUUGGGCCGUUCUCUGGGAUGGACAACUGCUGGUCAGGACGGGCAUCAGUAAAGACUGCCCUAAAGGCUCAUCGUGGGAUUUAGUUCAGUCUCCAAAUCAGAAAGGAGCUGUUCAUGUUGCAGUGGGCAUAGGUGUCGUUUGGGCCGUUACUAAGGACAACAAAGUCUGGUUCAGACGAGGUGUGAAUUCCCACAAUCCCACUGGCUCAGGCUGGAUCAGCAUUGGUGGAGAGAUGGUGAUGCUCAGUGUGGGGCCCAAUGACCAGGUGUGGGGUGUUGGGAGCGAUGAUCGGACUGUGUAUUUUCGUCAUGGCGUGACAGGCACAGAGGUCACUGGAAGGUCAUGGGUCGCAGUGUCAGCCCAGCUUGAUGGCACAAAUCAUUCCAGUGUCCCCGUGCACAGUGAUGCCAGUGUGUUCGGUGGUGAGGUCACCGCUCCUUCCCAGGGUUCCGUUCUGAGCUGUGAUGACACGGACAUUCCGAAGCCACGUGUCCCGAAGAUCACGAGUGACAGCUUUAUCUCUGCGCUGGUGUCUGAUCGCUCCGCUCCAAUGCACGACCCGCCCUCUGCAGUGCACCCCAGUGUUCCUGAGGGAAACCAGGUGACCGGCCAAGAGUCCGAUUCCUCUGUCCUGACCCCGACACUUCCGAGUAGCCCAUCUGAUGGUGGCGACACACCAUGGAGCAAUGUAGACCUGGAGGAGAUGAAGGGCUCUGUUCCCAGCAGCGCUCGGAGCUCAGUGGCCACGUACCCCAUCGAGUUGCAGCAGAACACGGUAGUGCAGGAGGAAACGCCGCCCUGGGCCUGGGUAACCGGUGGAGGAUGUGACAUCCAUUCCAGCUCACAUGUCGACUGGUUUAACACCUCAGAUACCGGGCCUCUCUCUCCACCCAUCACACCUGCCCUCGGUGCUGUAGACACAAAACGAGGCCAACAAGACGCCCCCAAAGAGAAGUCUGUGCGUGUGACGAAAGGUCGUAUGUGUUGGUGGAGGGACUGGCCGCCACAUCAGUGGGAGGAUGUCAGCGUGACGCUGGAGCAGGUCACCGGUGCCGGAGCUCAGACAGGAGACAUACUUUACCUCUACUACACUCACGGCCUGGAGAAGAAGUAUCUGUAUGCUGCGAUAAAGGAGGUGACGGCCCUGGUGCCCGUGCUCAGGGACUCUCUUUACACUAUGGCUGUUUACACACCAGAGAGGACCAAACAGAGAAGCCCCAUCUUACUGGCAACUCCGUCACAUCAUGACUUCAGUACUUGGCUGUCUUUGUUGAGCGAGUCGUGUUGUGAGUCGAGGGGUCUUGGAGAGCAUCCGUCCAAACAGGCACUGUGGGCUGUGACAUGUAAAGGUGACGUCAUGGUGCAUGAGCCGUCACCCACCUUGGAGGCGCCGGCGCAGUACUUACCCUGCGAUCACAUGUUCUGGCGUCAGGUUCCUGCUCAUCUGCUGUGUGUGGAGUCUAACAGUCUGGGUGUGGUGUGGGGCAUUGGUCACGAUCACACAGCCUGGGUCUACACAGGGGGCGGCAAGGGACCAUCGGCUCAGGGAAAUGAAAUAAGUGAUGUGAGAAAUGUGUACAUCUAUGAGAACCAGCGCUGGAACCCAAUGGCAGGAUACACAGACAAGGGUCUUCCAACAGAUCGUUAUAUGUGGAGCGAUGCUUCGGGUCUGAGAGAGUGCACUAAAGACAACACCAGCCCUCCCUCACUGCAGUGGACAUGGGUCUCUGAUUGGGCCGUAGACUACAGUGUCUCGGGAGGGACAGAUAAAGAGGGCUGGCAGUAUGCUGCAGAUUUCCCUGUGACCUUUCACGGUUAUAAGACAAUGAAGGAUUUUGUGCGGCGCAGACGGUGGGCUAGGAAGUGUAAGAUCAGCCUUACUGGCCCCUGGCAGAAGGUUGCUCCGAUCCCUCUGACUGACGUCACCAUCCUGCCGUGUCUGGCUCAGUGCAGCCUGGAGCAGGUUCCUGUGUGGGCCAUCAGUGAGAAGGGAGAUGUGCUGUGCCGUCUGGGAGUCACCACCAACAACCCAGCUGGCAACUCCUGGCUCCAUGUGGGGACAGACCAGCCCUUCAAGUCCAUUUGCAUAGGAGGAGGCCACCAGGUGUGGGCCAUCGCCAGGGACGGUGCCGUCUUCUACCGGGGCUCCGUGUCUGCCCACAAUCCAGCUGGUGAGUGUUGGUACCACAUCCCAUCUCCUCCAAGGCAGAUGCUGAAACAGGUGUCUGUGGGCAGGACCUCCGUUUAUGCUGUGGAUGAAAACAGUAAUCUGUGGUACAGACAGGGUUUGACACCCAGCUAUCCUCAGGGUUCUGCAUGGGAACUCAUCUCCAGUAAUGUGUGCAAGGUGACCGUUGGACCACUGGACCAGGUUUGGAUAAUUGCUGAUAAAGUGGCAGGUUAUCCAUUAGAAAGCUCAGGAACUGUAUGCCACAGACUGGGAGUGAAGCCCAUGCAGCCGAAAGGCCUGAGCUGGGACUUUGGUAUCGGGGGCGGCUGGGAGCACCUGUCUGUGAGAGGGAACUCUUUAGAGGCUCAGCGCAUGGCACAGCGCAGUCCAAUGCCCAGUCGGACUCAGAGUCAGGUGAACGGGAAUGCUGUGAGCUGCUAGUCAUUUUGCUCACCCGAUACCAUCAUCAUCAACUUCAUCAUGCUUGAAUGCAUGUCCCAGCUUGCUGUUCUUGACACCCUUCCUGUCUCUGUGCCCAGUGCCCUUCCAACCAAAUGUGACUUUUUUUUUUCUUUUCUACUUGCCUGAAUAACAAACUUUCACUUCUGUGAAAAUAAGCUUCUGGGUGUGACUGAACUUCUUUUGAUUUCUGUACAUGUGUUGAAUCACCCGACCCACUGAUAUCACUUUGUUUUGAGCAUGUCACAUUUUCUUUUUUCUGUAACCUGUAGAUGCCCAUUUUCUGUUAUUGGUUUGAUUAUAUUAUUUUAAAAUAAUAUAAAUAGUCCACUUACAUAAUCAGAGACAGUGCUGUAUAUGUGGACACAACUUCCCUACUGUGAUCUUUCUUUGGACAUGCUUUUUUCUCCAAUAAAGAUCUGUUAAAAAGCA